Phytophthora nicotianae INRA-310 is the source of this 1230-nucleotide messenger RNA. RefSeq names its product S-formylglutathione hydrolase. The record is from RefSeq and is a predicted model, not a curated record. Gene Ontology annotation, cellular component: cytosol. Bases 186 to 1034 code for a protein of 282 amino acids. Lineage: Eukaryota; Oomycota; Peronosporomycetes; Peronosporales; Peronosporaceae. The transcript is spliced from 2 exons. Gene Ontology annotation, molecular function: S-formylglutathione hydrolase activity. Gene Ontology annotation, biological process: formaldehyde catabolic process.
AACCCACUUUGCAAUUAAGAACUAACUUGUAACCGAGCUGCUAACUUACAUGGGACAAAAAAAAUGUGGCUCGUAGAUAGAUAGCACUGUGCUACUGUAUAUGCCAAUCCUAAUCAAUCCUCACUCACUUUCGUAUCCAAGCUCCCCUAGCGAAACCCUCAGCAGCUCUUUCCUCUGUCAACACCAUGCAGCUCGUGAAGCAGGUCAAGUCCUUUGGGGGCGUCAUCAAGCAGUACUCGCAUGAGAGCGCCACCACCAAAUGCACCAUGAAGUUCAGUAUCUUCCUGCCGCCGACCGCCAGCGACAGCCACAAGGUGCCUGUGCUCUUCUACCUGGCAGGGCUCACGUGCAACGAUGAGCUGCUGUUUGUCAAAGCCCCCGAGGCGCAGAAAGUGGCGGCUAGCCGUGGCAUUGCCAUCGUCACCACGGACACGAGCCCGCGCGGAGUGAGCAUCCCCGGGGACGAGGACAACUGGGAUUUCGGCACAGGUGCUGGCUUCUACGUGGACGCCACGGAGACCAAGUGGGACGAACACUAUCGCAUGUACUCGUACGUGACCAAGGAGUUGCCGGCGCUUAUCGCUGCCAACUUCCCCGUAUUGGAGGACAAACACUCCAUUAUGGGGCACUCCAUGGGCGGACACGGAGCUCUGGUGCUCGGAAUUCGCAACCCGACCCAGUACAAAUCCAUUUCGGCGUUCGCGCCCAUUUCGCACCCGAGCCAAUGUCCGUGGGGAAUCAAGGCCUUCACGGGCUACUUAGGUGUCGAUCAGGAGACUUGGAAGGAGUACGAUGCGACGCAACUUAUCCUUAACCAGGGCCCGAUUCCCCAGUCGAUUUUGAUCGACCAAGGUCGCGAAGACAACUUCUUACACGACAAGCAGCUGCUGCCCGAAGCUUUCGAGGCAGCCUGCAACUCGGUGGGCCAAAAGGUGACGCUCCGCAUGCAGGAUGGAUACGACCACAGCUACUACUUCAUCGCUUCGUUCGUGGAGGAACACGUCAACCACCACGCGGACGCUCUGCUCCAGUAAAAAGCUGAGCUUUAUGAGUCAAGUCAAGACUCUAAACCGUACAAAUUCAGAGAAAUGUCAAGUGAAAUACGAAGCUUCAUAGUUUAGCUAUCGUUUAGAAUUGUACUACUUCUACUACGUUUAAGGAAAAACUAUCAUGUCUGCAGCGGCUCUUGUUGAAGAGAGCCGAGGCCAUUAAAAUUGGACGAUGAAGACA